This is a messenger RNA of Theobroma cacao (cacao), 552 nucleotides long. The record is from RefSeq and is a predicted model, not a curated record. NCBI's taxonomy places the organism in Eukaryota, Viridiplantae, Streptophyta, Magnoliopsida, Malvales, Malvaceae.
AUGGCUGCUUUCAAACUACUCUUCUUCUUCUCCUUUCUCUUCUUUCUUCAACCAUCAACAAGCCACCAAAGAUGUCAGUUCAUAGACCAACCCGAUGGCUGUGGCUAUCCCGGCUUCAGUCUGGCAUGCAAAAACGAAACAAUUAUCAGGUUUCCAUUUUCCGGUAAAUUCAAGGUCGAAAUCCUCGAUUACAUGUGGCAAUAUAUUUGGAUAAGCGAUCCAAGUGAUUGCAUUGCAGAACGUGGCCUUCAGGGAUUCGAUCUUUCUGGUACUCCUCUUGAGCUACUCUGCCUUCAAAGCUUCACGAUUCUCAAUUACUCAUCCGGUACACCAAUUCCCCAUACGGAAGGACAAAGAUUUCCUGUCGUUAUCUUCAUGUCUGAGUAUCUUGACAAUCGUCUUCCAAGCAAUGCAGAACGUGGCACUGCCAUGCUUGUAGCUGCAGCAGGAAACUCGAUCUGGAUUACAUCGAAAUGCAUGCAUUCCUUCCAUGCUAAUUGUAUAGGUGAGUGGCUUAAACACAAUGCAACAUUCCCAUUGUGUCGCAAUUAA